Capsella rubella is the source of this 285-nucleotide messenger RNA. RefSeq lists its product as uncharacterized. Bases 1 to 285 code for a protein of 94 amino acids. The record is from RefSeq and is a predicted model, not a curated record. Lineage: Eukaryota; Viridiplantae; Streptophyta; Magnoliopsida; Brassicales; Brassicaceae. The transcript is spliced from 2 exons.
AUGAAGAGUGUCAUGAAGACAAUGCUGGUCCUAGCAUUGUUAGUGAUUGCCGUGAGUGCAGAGACAGCAGUGGAACGAUGUAGACGAACAACAUGCGAAACUAAAUGUAAAGACAGCAAAAGUUUUGGUUGUUCUGAUUGUCUCCUUCGAUGCGCCAUACCUGGAGGUGGCAGCAAAAUAGAUCAACGAGCUUUGUGUCUCAAGAACUGUGAUGUUGGUUGUGGUCCGAGCAAUGACUGUUACCAACGUUGUAUUAAACGUUGUCCUAGUACUCUGAUGAUUUGA